AUGGCCAGCGAAAAAGUUUCAAGAGGUCGACCGGUUUUCAUUUUGGCGGGUGGUGACAUGGCCAAAUUUGAGAUUGACGAGUUCGAUCCUGAAACGUUCACACAAGCAAUUUUUGCAUUUGUCCAUGUCAGCCAAAAAGUUUCUGGAGGUCGACCUGAUUUUAUUUUGGCGGGUGGUGACAUGGCCAAAUUUGAGAUUAACGAGUUCGAUCCUGAAACUGGCACACAAGGUUGCUUGAGCUGGGCUGAGCACGGUGGUUGCAAAAAGAGCCCAUGCUUCAUUGUGACAUUUUGA
Messenger RNA from Lichtheimia ornata, 294 nucleotides. RefSeq lists its product as uncharacterized. The record is from RefSeq and is a predicted model, not a curated record. The transcript is spliced from 2 exons. Lineage: Eukaryota; Fungi; Mucoromycota; Mucoromycetes; Mucorales; Lichtheimiaceae. The coding region runs from base 1 to 294 and encodes 97 amino acids.